Molecule: messenger RNA, 2252 nt
Organism: Ostrea edulis (European flat oyster)
Lineage: Eukaryota; Metazoa; Mollusca; Bivalvia; Ostreida; Ostreidae
Exons: 8
Coding region: 36-884 (282 amino acids)
Source: RefSeq, a predicted model, not a curated record
CCGCUACAGGUUUUGUUGUUGAUAUGUAAACAAAAAUGGCGGACAGGGAUUCACUUCAGACGGAGAGCACACACAGUCAGGACACUGACCAGACAGGUGACACCCACCAAUCUUAUGGGGCUUCAGCUGUGCCACUCACGAUGGUCUCCGCCUACAAACAUCUACGACAGUCAGGGGAGGGCAGUAAAAAUGUUCCACAGCUUCCAUCUCACAGAUUCCAGUACUCGGUGUGGCAUGACCUUAGAGAGGCAUGCUUAACAGGAACCAUGCUGAAAGCCCCCAGGGUCCGAGAAGGCCCUCCAGAAAAAGACAAGGCAUUUUAUAAAAUGAGAGAUGAAGAAAACAAAAUCAUUCAUCAUUCGUACAAGGGUUCAGAAAAGAGAAACUACAGAUGCAAAAUGGAGGAGUGGGAGAGUGCAAAGUCCGUUAGCUUAUGUUACCAGGAGUUGGAUGACAAAUACCAAAGAUCCUGUUUUGAGAAAAUUUUGAAAAAGCUGCCUGCAGUAGAACACCUGUAUCUGACAGACAAUGCCAUACAAAGCCUUAGAGGCUACUCAUUUCCCAAGUGUGAAGUACUGAACCUGAAUAAUAAUUUCAUAUCCACUUUCCAGAACCUCCCCUCCAUUCCCCGGAUCCGCUCCCUGAUGUUGGAGGACAAUGACAUCGACUCGUUUAAUCACCUUUCCAAAUUACGGUCCUCCAGUAUUGAGGAACUGUACCUCAAUGGAAACCCUGUUGCAUUCCAGAUCAACUACAGACCAAAGGUUUUUCAGAUUCUGACCCAGCUGAAGGUAUUGGAUGGAAUCCCAAAACUCCAAUCUGACCUCGAGUUUCAGUCGUUGGAGGAAUUGAACCCAGAGUCCUCCAAAUGCACCAUAUUGUAGAAAAGCAACUGUUUCAGACGGACCCAUCUUCAAUCUGACAAAUGGAUUCCAUAUUGUUAAAAUAACUUGUUAUGCAGCUUCCUGGACAAAUUUUGAAAAUCACCACACUAUCUUGUAAAUGAGGAUAAGAAAUUAACAUAAAGGAUUUAACAUUUAUUUGCAGAGUAAAAUAUCUCUGCAAGAAUACCUUGAAUUUUGUUGCACUUUAAACAUAAGCAUGCACUGUAUUUUAGUUGAUUUGGGUGUUAUCUAUACAUUCAGUUGAUACAUAUUGAAGAGAGGAAAUGUUGUAUAGAUUAUUUUGGAUCCAAAUUAUUUUCAACUUCAAAGAGAAAAUUAAGAUACACAUUUUUCUUGAUAAUGCAAGUGUUUUAAAAAUUUGAAAGCAAAAUUUAAUACAUUGUUCAUUAAAUAGAGUACAGUAAAAUAUGGUUACAGUGAACAUGCUUAUAAUAAAUUCAUGUUAACAGCAAAUUGAUUUUCAUUCCCUGUUGUUUUAAAACAUAUUAUCAACUCAUUGGAUAUAGCAAAUUUUGUUUAUAAUGAAUCCAAAUUGUUAGUCCCUAGCACUUCUCUCUAAGUGUGUUUUACUGCAUAUCUGUGAUAAGAAAAAAAUUACACUGAAUAUAUCAAUGCCUUCUCUAAUAUUGUCCUCCUCGUCAUAAGCACUCAUAUCCCUAUGAAUGCAUCUAAUAUUGUAUUCCUCUUUCAAUAUAAGCACUCACACUCCUAUGAAUGCUGCUAAUAUUGUAUGCUACUUUCUGUAUAAGCACUCAUAUCCCUAUGAGUGCCACUAAUAUUGUAUUCUUCAUUUUAAGCAUUCAUACCACUAUGAAUGCCACUAAUAUUGUAUUCUUCAUUAUAAGCACUCAUACCCCUAUGAAUGCCACUAAUAUUGUAUUCUUCAUUAUAAGCACUCAUACCACUAUGAAUGCCACUAAUAUUGUAUUUUCAUUUUAAGCACUCAUACCACUAUGAAUGCCACUAAUAUUGUAUUCUUAUUAUAAGCACUCAUACCACUAUGAAUGCCUCAGUGUAGUCAGUUAUUUGUUACUCCUCAUCAUGCAACAAGUUUCUCAUUCCGUCCUGAUUAACUGUAAAUGUUGUAAUGUAUAUUAAAUUUUAAUAGAGUCAACAACUAAAAUUGUAGGUGCACAAAAUAUCACCUGUAUUAAUAAACCAUGGGGGUUUUAGUUGACACUCUACAUGUACUUGUUAUACAAUAUUUUAUUUUUAUACAUGUAUAUAUCAUGUUUUUAUUUAAGGAUCUUUAUUAAUUCAUAUCUUUAUGUUUAUAAUCAAACAUUCUCAUUUCUACAUUUUGACAUGCUGGUUGUGUCAAACUAUAAAUAAAUUGUUUGAAAAAUA